UUAUGUCAUGAACUCGCGCCAAAUCCAUGAUGCCACACUGAUGAGUCUAGGCGGUACCAGCAUCACUAGACGUCCUUUCAGUGUAUAACGAAGAGCCUUUCGGAGAACACCGAAGGACGACGUUGUCCAACGGCCAUCUGAGGUGUCACAGACUAACACUACAGCUCCCGUCAGAACAUCAUGGUGAACAAGUCUGAUUCGCUGCUGGAUGAACUGGGAUGUGGAAAAUGGAACCUCAUUGUCAUUUUGCUCCUCGGAUAUUGGUCCGCCCAGAUCCCGUCGAACUCCCUCGGCGGAACUUACCUGGCGCCGUCGCUUGAGCACUCCUGCAGGAUCCCGGAUGACGGAUUUCCCAUUUUCAUCGAAAAAGAGGGAAAUGCGACGACAGUUGAUGCUUGCUGGUACAACAAGAACACCUCUGAAGGGAUUGAAAAGGUUCCUUGCACAGAAUGGGAUUUCGACAAUUCCACGUUCCUGACAACUCUCACUUCUGAGUUUCAGAUGGUGUGCGGAAAAGAAUAUAUGAGGCCUACAUUUCAGAGCAUGUACUUCUUCGGAGCCCUCAUCGCAGGCCCUAUUAUUGGAUUUUUAUCCGACAGGUACGGAAGGAAGACUGUGAUGGCAGUGGGAAUGACAGUCUACUCCAUUACGGCCAACAUCAUUUGCUGGCUGCCAAAUCUUCCUCCGAUCUUGGCAGCUCGGUUCAUCUUAGGACUGAUGCACCCGACGUCACUCGCCGUUCCAUACACUUUAGCGAUGGAGCAGAGUGCACCGAGGCACAGAGCGGCUGUGGGCAUCCUGACGUUUCUUCCCUGGAUCAUUGGGUAUUUCACAUGGGCGGGACAAGCGUACCUCGUAAGGGAGUGGCGGUGGCUGAUGCUCUCAGUUCCUAUACCGUCCCUUCUAGCGAUUCCUGUUUUAUGGUUUGUUGACGAAUCCCCUCGCUGGCUGAUACUGAAAGGUUACCACGACCGAGCUCUGAAGGUGUUCAAAAGAGCGGCUCGCCUGAACAAAGCCAAACUUCCGUCCGAUGAAGAGCUGCUCACUUUAAUGAAACAGAUACAAACGGAAGAUAAUAAAAGCAAAAGCCAGCCACAACAUGGAACCUCACAAUUUAUGAAACCGUUGAAGUCUAUGGGAGAAGAUACCAUUAUCCUGGUCAGGACUCCAGCAAUGCGAUGCAUCACCCUGUGCCUGUACUGUCUGUUCCUGGUCUGCGGCACCGUUUAUUACGGGCUGUCGAUAAGUGGUGGCGAUCUAGGAACGGACCCCUUCAUCUACUUGGCUCUGACGGGCGUCAUGGAAAUCCCUGGCAGCACCGUCACUCUGCCCAUGAUCAACAUCCUGGGGCGCAAACGCUCCAAUAUCAUCUGCUUUCUUGCGACGGGCGUCUCUCUUCUGCUUCUCACGUUCAUUCCCAAGGGAUGGGUUGCGACGGCUAUGGCUUUGGUGGGCAAAAUGACUAUUUCCGCGUCAUACCAGAUCGUCUACUUCCACGCAACGGAACUUUUCCCAACGGAGGUUCGAGUGAGAGGCCUCGGGACCUGCGCAAUGGUUUCCAAAACAGGAUCCAUCACUGUUCCAUAUAUCAUAAACGCACUUGGUGCAGUAUACUGGUGGGGUCCAUCAGUGCUGUCUGGAGCAUUGUCAAUUCUGGCUUGUGCGGUGUGCUUCAUGUUGCCGGAGACCUUGAGAGCGACUCUUCCAGACUCGGUGGCUGCCCUUGAGAUGACUGCACUACUGCAGAAAAGGGAGAAGAUCCGUGACAAACAAAAAGCAGCAGCGAAGAAUCAAGAUGAAACAGCAUCUUUCUCUACGUGAUGUGCUCUACAAGUGAAAUUUUCUUUCACCAACAUCUUGUAAAAGCCCCGACUUCUCUGGAUCGUCGAUUAAAACUCAUCUAAAAUUCGUUCCGACUUAUUUAUGUACAAGACAGAUCAAUCUCGAGGGACUUUUAGGGGUGACGAGAUGGAAAGACAGUCAUUCUUCUGUCUUCUCCCUUUGCCUGACUUCAGGUCUACUUUCCUGUCCAUCGCUUAGUAACAGAGAAACAAUAAUGUAUGAAAGAUACUGUGAAUAAACGUCAUGAAAAAUC
Messenger RNA from Macrobrachium nipponense, 2095 nucleotides. Its product is annotated as organic cation transporter protein-like. The transcript is spliced from 13 exons. Gene Ontology annotation, molecular function: transmembrane transporter activity. Bases 181 to 1821 code for a protein of 546 amino acids. Lineage: Eukaryota; Metazoa; Arthropoda; Malacostraca; Decapoda; Palaemonidae. The record is from RefSeq and is a predicted model, not a curated record. Gene Ontology annotation, biological process: transmembrane transport. Gene Ontology annotation, cellular component: membrane.